AUGGACCCAUUCUCCAGAUACACGGACAUGGAACUUUGGACGGCCCUUGAAGAAGUCCAGCUGAAAGGAAUGGUAGAGGAACUUCCUGGGCAGCUGUACUACCAGUUGAAAGAAUCGGGAUCGAACUUCAGUGUUGGCGAGAGACAGCUGGUGUGUCUUGCUCGAGCACUGGUUCACAGAAGUAAGAUUAUUAUCAUGGAUGAAGCCACGGCCAAUGUAGACUUCAAGACUGAUCGUCUCAUCCAGGAAGUCAUUCGUCACAAGUUUAAGGAUUCCACGGUGCUGACCAUUGCUCACCGACUCGACACAAUUAUGGAUUACGACAAAGUUCUGGUUCUUGAGGGCGGACGAGUCAUGGAGUUCGACAAACCGGACGCACUGAUAAGAAAUGGCGGAUUAUUUGCAGAUUUGGUUAAAAUUGCCAGUGAAUCAAAAAGCCGAACUCUUUAAUCCUCAGUUAAGGAUUUCUCCUUUUUGAUCAGACUGAAAAUUUAACCAAAUGAAUCUAUCACUCAAAAAGGAGUAUUUUUUGGCAAAUUUUAAAAUGUACUUUAUUUUAUUUAGCUUCCUACCAUGUACAGUAAUUAGCCCAAUUCACUGAAAGGUGACAGCCCAGCUGCUAUGGUUACCCCCGGGAUCCUGGUGAUGUGUAGUACAUAACCAUGGAAACGUUAAAAAAUUCAAAGGAAGGACUUUUACACCCGGGGAAGGAGGUGGGGUGAGUGUGGAUGCAUGCGAGAUGACGGUACAAAGGGGCUAGUUCUUGAAAUUGCCGAAAUUAAGUACAGAUUUAACCGUUCGAGUCUAGGAGAACCGUUGACCACUAUUAUUUGAAUGAAAAAGUAAGAAAGUAACUAAAUUCGGGUUUACAAGAGUAACCUCGGGUUGGUGCCCAAACACCUUCGAGAUAAUGGGCCUGAGGGGAACACAGAGCUUAGAACAAGC
Messenger RNA from Porites lobata, 945 nucleotides. NCBI's taxonomy places the organism in Eukaryota, Metazoa, Cnidaria, Anthozoa, Scleractinia, Poritidae. The record is from the annotation of a GenBank genome assembly.